AUGACUUAUAAGGCCACCUUGAACCUGCUUACCAGACAGUAUAGGCUUGUUCCCAACUUCCAGUGUGAUGCCUGGAGCAGCCUCAUUGCUCUCAUUGGAGCGCUGGCUUCUGAAACUUCUGCCAAUGUGGCCACCAUUUCCGCCAUCUACAAGAUUCCACAGGUUGUGCCUCUUUCUGUGUGCAAUGACAACUGCUAUCCUGGUUACAGCAAGAAAAAGAAGGAGGGAGAGAAAUUUUGCUGCUAUAAUUGUGCGCCAUGUCCAGAAGGGAUGAUCUCUAACCAGAAAGACAUGGAUGCUUGUUUCAUAUGUCCAGAAGACCAAUAUCCCAACCAGGAUAAAAACCAAUGCAUUCCCCGGAUUCUAAGCUACCUCUCUUACAAAGAACCUUUAGGAAUCUUCCUCACCGUGUCGGCCAUUUCGUUCUCUGUGAUCACAGUUUUAAUACUUGCAGUCUUUAGGAAGCACCAAGACACUCCCAUGGUCAAAGCCAACAAUCGGACCCUCACCUACGUUCUCCUCAUCUCCCUCCUUCUUUGCUUCCUCUGCUCCUUGCUCUUCAUUGGACAGCCUGGAAAGGUGACCUGCCUUCUCCGACAAAUGGCUUUUGGCAUUGUUUUCUCCAUGUCCGUUUCCACAGUUUUGGCAAAAACCAUCACUGUGGUUCUGGCAUUCAUAGCAACCAAGCCAGGAUCCAGGAUGAGGAAAUGGGUGGGGAAAAGACUGGCAUAUGGUAUUGUUCUUUCUGGCUCAUUGAUUGAAGUAGCCAUUUGCAUGGUUUGGCUGACUCAUUCUCCUCCAUUCCCUGAUAUAGACAUGCACUCUGUGAAUGGGGAAAUCCUAAUGGAAUGCAAUGAGGGAUCUGCUUCCAUGUUUUACUGCGUCUUGGGAUACAUGGGCUUCCUGGGCAUUGGCGGUUUCACCAUGGCUUUCUUUGCCAGGAACUUACCCAACAGUUUCAAUGAAGCCAAAUUCAUCACCUUCAGCAUGUUGGUGUUUUGCAGUGUGUGGCUGUCUUUUGUUCCAGCAUACCUGAGCUCGAAAGGAAAAUACAUGGUAGCUGUGGAGAUCUUCUCCAUCUUGUCCUCCAGUGCUGGGUUACUGGGUUCUAUUUUCUUCCCAAAAUGCUAUAUCAUUAUUCUGAGGCAUGAGCUGAACAGCAAAGAACAUUUAAUAAGGAGAUCAUAG
Lacerta agilis (Sand lizard) is the source of this 1188-nucleotide messenger RNA. Its product is annotated as vomeronasal type-2 receptor 26-like. Gene Ontology annotation, cellular component: membrane. Gene Ontology annotation, biological process: G protein-coupled receptor signaling pathway. NCBI's taxonomy places the organism in Eukaryota, Metazoa, Chordata, Lepidosauria, Squamata, Lacertidae. Gene Ontology annotation, molecular function: G protein-coupled receptor activity. The transcript is spliced from 3 exons. Bases 1 to 1188 code for a protein of 395 amino acids. The record is from RefSeq and is a predicted model, not a curated record.